Messenger RNA from Neopsephotus bourkii (Bourke's parrot), 936 nucleotides. RefSeq names its product voltage-dependent calcium channel subunit alpha-2/delta-1-like. The annotation marks the transcript as partial. NCBI's taxonomy places the organism in Eukaryota, Metazoa, Chordata, Aves, Psittaciformes, Psittacidae. The record is from RefSeq and is a predicted model, not a curated record. The transcript has 4 exons.
AAGGAGCGCGGCAGCGACAGCGCCCGGCGCCCUCCCCUGCUCCCCGCCCCGACGCUCCGCAGCUGCCGGCAGGGAAAGAAGGACCCGGGAGCAGAUCUGCCCGUCUCCAACUCUCUCCUUCUUUCCUCUUCUUUCAGGAGCCCCCACCCCGCUUUGCCUCUCUCUCCUCCUCCUCCUGCUCUGCAAUCAGGGGAAUAAAUCAGGGAAGGACACACAUGCACACAGAGUGAGCGGGGAUCUGUUACAAAAGUAGCGCUGAUGGCGGCGGAUUAGAUGAAGCUGGAGCUGCUGCUGGAGUAGCAGAGAGUAGAGUAUCUCUCCGUCUCUCUCUUCUUCCCCUCUCCACCCACAGAUCUCCAUCGUUUCUCCUCCUCCUUCCCACCCUCGGCCGUGAUCCCGCUUCUCCACACAUCUCUGGGCUGCGCCUCCUGCGAAGGGGGCGGGUGGGGGGAGCGGAGGAGGCUUUAAAAAACAACAGCCCCCCCCCCACCCGCCACCACCACACCACACACGAUAAUUGAAUUUAUUCUUAUUGCCGUCUCGCCGACUUUGGGGAAGGGGGAUCGAUCUUCGAUCAGGAAGAUGGCUGCUGGCUGGCUGCUGGUUUUUAGCCUGACACUUUUCCAGUCCUUGGUGAUGAACCACUCUUCGGAGGGACCUUUCCCCUCUGCCACCACGAUAAAAUCAUGGGUAGAUAAGAUGCAAGAAGAUCUCGUAACAUUAGCACGAACUGCAAGCGGAGUGGACCAGCUUGCUGCGAUUUAUCUGAAAAACAGAGAUUUGUAUACUGUGGAAGCCAACAACCCUCGUCAGCUUGUGGAACUUGCAGCCAGAGACAUUGAAAAGCUUCUGAGCAACAGAUCUAAAGCCUUGGUGCGCCUCGCUAAAGAAGCAGAAAAGUACCAAGCAUCACAUCAGUGGAGGGAUGAGUUUGGG